AUGCGCGGAGAUGUUCCGCAAGGCGAAUACGGCGGCCAGGACAGCCUGAACUCCAGUCUGCAACUGGAUUACGAAGACCUCGGGGGCUUCAAUCGUACCCUGAACGAUACGCUCUGGAUAGAUGGCACAACAACUAUAGCCCAAGAUGAAGAGAAGGUCUACUGGGCUUUGUUGCUCCUCAUCCUUCCAGUUCUGGCUGUUUUCGGAAACAUUCUCAUCAUCCUAGCCGUCUACAAAGAAAAAACCCUCAAAAGUGCCACAAACUAUUUCAUCGUCUCGCUGGCCUUCGCUGAUUUGCUGGUGGCGGCCGUGGUUAUGCCGUUUGCUGUCUACGUGUUGGUGAAUGUUCGCUGGGAACUGAGUGAAACGUUGUGCGACCUCUACAUUGCCAUUGACGUUACUUGCUCGACGGCUUCAAUUUUCAACCUCGUUGCCAUUUCCAUAGACAGGUUCAUCGCCGUUACUCAACCGAUCAAGUAUUCUAAGCAUAAGAACUCAUUCCGUGUCGCAAUUACAAUCGCCGCUGUCUGGGUCAUUUCGAUGGCGAUUGGCACCCCCAUCAUCCUCGGGUUGAACACCUCAUCGGAGCGUGUUCCCCACUUGUGCGUAUUCUACAAUUCUGACUUCAUUUUGUACAGCUCGUUGACAUCGUUCUACAUUCCGUGCUUAGUGAUGAUAUUGCUGUAUUAUCGCAUAUUCAAGGUCAUCCACAGCCGAAGUCAGCAGAAGGCCGCCGCGCAGGCUCAAAACGUUAAUCCGCCGUCCGCUAUCCAGAUGGAAGGAAAAGGUGCUCGCGUAGCCGCAGCCACGACUCCCGAACCACUCAAUGCCUCAAAUGACGUCGGGAACCCACAGAACCAAGAGCCUACCGUUACCGAAAGCGAUUCUCAGCUCAGUGAGCUCGACCUAGCGAACACUCACGGGCAGGUCGCUAGGAGGACUGGAGCUCUGAGCGUCUACAAGGGCUGGGAAUAA
Messenger RNA from Galendromus occidentalis (western predatory mite), 975 nucleotides. Its product is annotated as dopamine D2-like receptor. Gene Ontology annotation, biological process: G protein-coupled receptor signaling pathway. Bases 1 to 975 code for a protein of 324 amino acids. Gene Ontology annotation, cellular component: plasma membrane. NCBI's taxonomy places the organism in Eukaryota, Metazoa, Arthropoda, Arachnida, Mesostigmata, Phytoseiidae. The transcript has 9 exons. The record is from RefSeq and is a predicted model, not a curated record. Gene Ontology annotation, molecular function: G protein-coupled receptor activity; dopamine neurotransmitter receptor activity, coupled via Gi/Go.